Mollisia scopiformis is the source of this 799-nucleotide messenger RNA. RefSeq lists its product as uncharacterized. NCBI's taxonomy places the organism in Eukaryota, Fungi, Ascomycota, Leotiomycetes, Helotiales, Mollisiaceae. The record is from RefSeq and is a predicted model, not a curated record. The transcript has a single exon. The coding region runs from base 86 to 634 and encodes 182 amino acids.
UGGAGUGCGCGCAAGUGGUGUUGAGUCGUGUUUGCGCUCUUGUGCAGGCAACGGAGAGUACACCCGAGCAGAACGGAAGUCGAGAAUGGCCCCCGAACGCCUUCUUUCCCAUACAUUCUCGGCCCAAAAUGUCUCAAAUCCCUUCCCGUGGCGUCAAUUGUGGCUUUGCUUCUGCUCCUUCUGUCUUCUGCAUGGCUCAUGGCUCAUGGCUCUCUCUGCCUUGUCUGCCGUCUUUCCUUGCUCUUUUCUUCAGCACCACCACCAGCAGCAGCCACUCACUUACUCACUCACUCUUCCACUUCUCUGCUCGCCUCUCUCUCCACCUCCACUCUCCACUACAGUACCGCGAUAUAGCUUACUCGUGCAGCGCAUCCUCAUGUCUCCGAGAGACUUGCCUCUGGCACUUGGGCACCGCAUCGCAGUGCAGCAGCGUGCAUUAGCUGGUCACGGUAGUCUCAGAGAGGCAUGUGCAGUGCGAUCACUCCUGCAGUCGCUCAUCGAAGGCAAGACCAAAAACACCUUGGCAAGGGACUGCAAACCUUCUCGAAGCUUAGCUGAAGUCUCUGCUCUAUUCUUGCCAAGAUCAUCAUCUAUCUUAAUGUCCGAUUCAUCUAUAUUACCGACUGCGAUCUAGUGUCGUGUUGUGCAUGCAUUAACAUUCCUGUAUUAUCGCAUCCCGCACGUGUCUCUUGCACAUCAUCAUCCUCAUGGGCAUCGCGGCGUUGUUUUCUUUUGUUCCACUGCAGCACGAUGCCACCUGCCAGGGACCCAGCGAGUCCAAUAGCAGCGCUGUUCCUCC